AUGGCAAAGGACAAGAAAAAGGACAAGGCGGCAUUAAAGGCGAAAAAGGCGGAAAAGGCCGUGAAAAAGGCCAGCAAGUCGGAAAAGAAAAAGUCGGCCAAGACCAAAGACGACUCGGACGUCGAAGAGGAUGCCGACCUCGAUGCCAUUCUGGCCGAAUAUCAGAAACAACAAGAGCAAUUCUUGAAGGUCACUGAGACUCCUACCGAUCCUCCUUCACCCCGAUCCUCUGCCACGCUGGUCGCCUCGCCGGCCAACAACAGCGAGUUGUUCCUGUUCGGUGGCGAGUACUACAAUGGAGCUCUCGCCCAUUUCUUCAAUGAUCUAUACGUCUACAAGAUCAACCAGGACUCCUGGCGCAAAGUGACAUCUCCCAACACACCACUGCCUCGCUCGGGACAUGCGAUGUGUCCAGGAGGAAACAGUGGCGGCAUCUAUCUGUUUGGCGGAGAAUUCUCGUCUCCCAAGCAGGGCACAUUCUACCACUACAAUGACUUCUGGAGACUGGAACCGAGCACGCGAGAAUGGACGAAAUUGGAAGGCAAAGGAGGGCCGCCUGCUCGAAGUGGUCACCGCAUGACCUAUUUCAAGAAUUAUAUUGUCUUGUUUGGCGGCUUCCAAGACACCAGCCAGCAGACCAAGUAUCUGCAGGACAUAUGGCUGUAUGAUACACAGCAGUUCAUGUGGCAUCAGCCCGCGUUACCUCCUGCUUCAGGUAAGCCGGAUGCUCGAUCGUCUUUUUCUCUCCUUCCGCACGACAAGGGCGCGGUGAUUUAUGGGGGUUAUGCUCGCAUCAAGGCAUCGGCUGCGGUGAAGUCCAAGGGCAACAAACCUGGUUCUUCACGAGUCAUCCUGAAGCCUAUGGUGUAUCAAGACACCUGGUUCUUACAAAUCACACCUCCUGCGGGUGCGACGAUGGCGCAUCACAAAGGCAGAGGUGUCGUGUUUGGUGGAGUGCAUGAUGUCGAGGAGAGUGAAGAAGGCAUGGACAGCGAAUUCUUCAACCUGCUUCAUGCAUACAACAUCGAUCGUAACAGAUUCUUCCAGCUCGGUCUCAGGCGGCCACGCGCGCCAGGCAAGAAGGCAGUCGCAAACGCUGAUCGUGCCAGGCGCGGAAGAGGCAAGGCCGACGAGGAAGAGCUGCUGCGCAAUCUGGCUCUAAUCGAGGGCAAAGGGAAAUUUGAUGGCGACAAUGAGGUAACAGGCGAUCCUGAUCACGGCGAUAGUGACGAUGAAGAGACGACGAAGAUUGAGAAGCCCACUAUGUGGGAAAUGCCUCACCCUCGCUUCAACGCACAACUUGCAGUCCAAGAGGACACCCUAUACAUCUUCGGCGGAACGUACGAAAAAGGCGACAGAGAAUUCACUUUUGACGAAAUGUGGGCCAUCGACCUCGGCAAACUCGACGGUGUAAAAGAAGUCUUUAAGCGCGAGCUCGACGACUGGCAAGGAAGCGAAGAUGAAGAAAGCGACGACGAGGACGACGACGAAGAAGAAGAAGGCUCCGACGAUGAAUCCGGUUCAGACGCCGACCCCAGCACCCCAUCCACAUCCAUCGCCGCCGGCCCCGAAGAAGAAGAAUCUCCCACGCAACCCGAUCCCGACGACCUCGAAGAAAAAGACACUUCUCACACCUCCUCAAACAACAGUAGUAGUGAUAAUCCCCUCCUACCUAUGCCCCGACCCUUCGAGACCCUCCGAGAAUUCUUCUCGCGCACCUCUCACGAGUGGCAAGAAAUCGAACUCGAAGCAAUGAAGUACAUGCGCAAUGUCGAAAAUCGCUCCGUCAAGGAAAUUCGACAAAAAGCUUUUGUGCGCGCUGAACAGAAAUGGUGGGAUGUUCGUGAGGAAAUUCAGAUUUUGGAGGAUGAGCAGGAGGCGGCGGGGAUUAGUGAGGUGGUGAGUUUGGCUGAGAGAGGGGGUGAGGGGGGUGGUGCUGGGGGCGCUGGUGGGGGUGGGCAUAAGAGGAGAUGA
Messenger RNA from Sphaerulina musiva SO2202, 1974 nucleotides. RefSeq names its product galactose oxidase. Gene Ontology annotation, molecular function: protein binding. The record is from RefSeq and is a predicted model, not a curated record. The coding region runs from base 1 to 1974 and encodes 657 amino acids. Lineage: Eukaryota; Fungi; Ascomycota; Dothideomycetes; Mycosphaerellales; Mycosphaerellaceae. The transcript is spliced from 2 exons.